AUGACCGAUCGGACCAACAGCUUCAGCAUGUCUGAGUCUAACCAUAAGCAACCUAACCAACAGUCUAAGUGUAGCUCGGCAUCAACUUUAGCCCCUGGUCUGCAACCUCCUCAGUCUGCUCCUGACUCCACAGUGAACUGCCAGGACUUUGACGGCUACUUGAAGUUUUACAAGGAGGCAGCCAGAGAAUUAGAUGUCAAUCCAGACUGCCUGUCUAGCACUAUUGCGGACAUGUGGCAGAAACUCCCUGAGGAUUUUCGUGAAACUAUGGUAACCAUGGCAAUGGUGGAGAACUCCACUGAUGACUCCCAGAUUAGUGAUCUCAGUGAUGACUUGAAAGAAGUCACAAGUUCUCUUUUCACUGAACAAGAAAAUAUGAUGACAUAUCCCAUGGAAGUCAUAGACGACUUUCUUGAGAAACAAGAGGAAGCAUUGGAGGUCAAGGAUUCUCAAGAAUCGAAAGGAAAAGUCUCCAGUCUAGACUCCAGCAGUGACUCUCCUGGGGACUGGAACAUUCUGAGUCAGGAGGAUGAAAGCUGCACACUGAACUUUGGUCAAGACUUUGGCAUGGAUUUUAGUGAGGAAUGCUUCUAUGACAUGAUGGGGAGCAUGUCUUCUUCACAGCUGAGUUUGAUUCCUGAAUGUAAUGAGUUGGCUGUGGGUCCUGGUGAACAGCUCUUGAACUCUCCUACACACUUGGAAGAGCUGCCUGAGGUGCCUGAAGAUUGGUCUGGAAUCUUUGAUUUCCCUGAUGAUCCACUGUUGUUCUAA
Molecule: messenger RNA, 771 nt
Organism: Lingula anatina
Lineage: Eukaryota; Metazoa; Brachiopoda; Lingulata; Lingulida; Lingulidae
Source: RefSeq, a predicted model, not a curated record